GCUGCUUUGAAGCCAGGGCAGGGCUGAGCCUCCCGCCCGUCCGGAGAGCUCUCGGCGCACGGGGACAGCUCUGUCACUUUUCUCCGCGAAAGAGGAAGCUGUCUCCAAAUAACUCGGCGCUUCCCUUUCUGCCCUGCCCGCUUUGAAGCGGCUGCAGAGCCCGAGAGCUGCCGGGGCUCCUCCGGCCCCCGAUGUCCCCUGCGGGACCCCGCCGUGUCCCCCGCUCUGGCCGGGCCCUCGGGGGAGGCUGUGACUCCCUGGGCCCCCCGAGCCCUCCCUGAGGAAGGCGUUACCCCGGAUCCAAGGCCAUGCCCGAGUGCAGUGAGGAGUUCUGUGCACUUCCCCCAGGAGCUGCAGCCUCAGUGUGGCCAUGGAGAGCUCAGAGCUGGAGUCGGACAUCCUGCGGCGGGUGCGGGCGCUGCUGCGGGAGCUGGACGGGCACCACCCCUCCUGCCAGAGCGACCGAGAUCCCUCCCUCAGUGAGCUGCCCUGCCCUGGCUCUCCCUUCUCAGGAAUGCUGCGAUGGACCCUGCACAAGAACAUCGAGCAGAACCCCAGCACCAGCUGUGUCCUGGUCAGGAUCCUGGUGAAGGAGUUGGAAAGGGCAGAGCGAGGGGACCUGCGGCACUACAUCAUCCCCCUGCUGCACACACUGAUGUACACCUUGAUCCAGGCUCCCUGCAUCCCUGACGAGCUCUGUGCCAGGGUUUAUGACUUCUGCAAGAGGCUGCUGACCCUACCCAAGCCCUUCUGCACCAUCGGGCUGGACUAUGCCAGCAGGCUGCAGGUGGAGAGGACAGCCCCAGGAACCUUGUACCAAAGAAUGGUCAUUUCUGAGCAGAGCCUGCGGAGCGCCCCGUUCCCUUACCAGGAGAAGAUUUUCAUCUUUGCUGACCCAGAGCUGCUGCCUGAAGCCAUCUGCAACGCGCUGGUCACCGACACCGAGGCAGCACAAGUGUCCCAGAGCCCCCGGGGCUGCAUGAGCUGCGUGGUCACCCACGCCCUGCAGGCGGCCCUGGGUGACACCUGCGACAUCCAUGGCCUCAGGGCCCGACUCCAGGCCUUGGCCCCGGGGGACGUGGAGCACUGGUUCCAGCAGGUGGUGGUGGCUGUGGAGGGCGCAGCCAGUGAGGGGGGCUCGGACCGGGGCCAGCACACGGCGCGGCUGGAGAGGAUCUACCAUGGCCUCCUGGGCUCCUUGCCCACAGGGAAUGCUCCCCAGGAAGGGCUGCAGGGGACCCCUCUGCCCAACCCCAACAUCAGCUUCCACCUGUGGACAGAAGAUGAGCAGCUCUGGAAGGAGCUGGUGCUGUUCCUCCGCCCGCUGUCGCAGAGCUGUGAGCCCGACUGCCUGGGCCAGGAGCUGGACCCCACGGAGAUGCAGGACAUCCUUGCGGGCUGUGGCUGCUGCGAGCAGAGCCGCUUCUCCGUGCUGUCCACCGACAGCGGCAUCGAGCGGGACCUGCCCGCGCAGGACGAGCCCUGCGCCGCGGACACGGAGCCCUCCCGGCUCCACAGGAAGGGCGGCAUCAAGAAAAAGCUGUCCCCGCUGGACAGCGUAGCCUUGCUGCAGGCUGGCAGCGCUGUUCCUGCAGGGAAGCCCCCCGGGAAGCUGCCCAGGGGGGCAGGAACGGCCCCGCAGCCCUUGGCCCCGCUCCAGAGGCGGCACACCGCCCGUGUGAUGCUGCUGGGAGACGAUCGCAUCCUGGGCCGCCUGGCACAAGCUUUCCACUCCCUCAGGAAACGGGAAGCCCGGCGAGUGUUCCUGACUCCCAGGCUGGACCUGCAGUUCUACCACAUCCCUGUGCUGCCAGGACACCCCUCAGCUGCUGCGGAUGCUGCUGGCCCUGAGGGGCUGUGUGAAGUGGCCGGGUACCUGGGCAGGGCUGACCCCUGGUACGAGAGCAACAUCAACACUCUGUGCCACAUGAUCCCCAAGCUGGCCAGCAUGCCAUCGUCACCGAGCAGGGCCCUGGUGACCGACCUGUUCCUCACCGAUGUCAUCGCCUACUACGCACGCAUGGGCACCCAGCCCGUCUGCUUCCAGGUUCACUUUGUCAAGGUCCUGUUCCGGGACCCAGCGCAGGACCCAGCUGAGGACGUGUUCCUCACGGAGCUGCUGACCCAGGUGCAGGACAGCCCCUCCCACAGAGAGCUGAGCACAACCAAGAGGAAAAGUAGCCUGGACGGCCCCGGAAUCGAUCUCACCGUGACCUACAGGAAGGUUGUGCUCAGUGACCGGCACAAGGAGCUGGCCCUGGCCCUGCGCUCCACGGGCCUGCUGAUGAAAGCCAUCCCUGCUGAGGAGGAUGAAGGCCUGGGCUGUUUGAGUGUGACCAUCACUGAAAUCAUCAGGAUCAACAACCUGGCAGGACGGUCCUUCUCAGCCGUGGCAAACAGGUUCAAAGCACAGACUGUCAAGAUCAGGAGCCCAGAGCAGAGACCCUUCAUGGUGCAGCUGGACAAGGACAGCAGGAGAACCUACAGGGACGUGAUCGGCCUGGAGGUGUCUCCCUGCCUCGAGCCCAGCUACUGCCUGCAGAAGACAAAGAACAUGAAAUUCAACCUUCACAAAACAGAAGACAUGGGGCUUGUGAAAUACCUGCCCAAGUCUCUGCUGCUGCCCAUCAACACUUUUGCAGGAGUCAUCCAGUGAAGGAAACAAAAAGGUGGGGUCAGCAUAGAGGAAAUGGAAAGAGAACACAUGCUAAAAGCUUCCAGUGGUGACUUUAAACAGCAAUGGUGUAAAGAGCUGCCCCAGCAGAGGUGGACGGGCUCGGAGGGCACAGCCAUGCCCUGCUGGUAACCCUGUGACCAUGCCCUGCCAAGGGCACAGCCAAGCUGCAGGACUGAGCUUUCACCUUUUGCACAAGUCAGGCAAAAGCUUUGAGCUCCUCCAUUCAGGAAGAGUGAGGAAGACCCAUGGGAGGUGGUGCUGGCUGUCCUGUGGAGCCCAGGGCAGCUGGCAGCAACAAUAUUUAUUUUGAAGAUGACUGACAUCAGGGAUCAGGUUUUCACCUCACAGCCCAAACAUUGUUGGUGCUCCCCUAUGCCAGACUUGGGAAGCAAACAUCCUGUCCCUGAAGGAAGCUGAAGGGAGGCAGAAGCUCACAGGCACAUCUGGAAACCCCUGCACAAGCAGCUGUUGUUGUUGGGUUAAUGUGGAGUUUAAGGGGUGCCCAGUGGCUCUAUGCCCCUCUGAUUCUUUGGGGCUUCACUGUGGGGUUUGUACACACAAAGAAAAUGCUCAAAAAGCCAAAAGGCUUUGAGCUGGGCUGGAGUGUGGGCUGUGUGUCCAGAGUUUGUUCUGUACAGCUGUAAAUUACGUAGAUGGAUGAUAAAUUAUUUGUAUAGGUGUCAGGGAUCACUUGUACCAGAAGGUGCAAUCCUUUUAAUGCCAAUUGAAAGAAAUUAAGACAAACCCAAGCUGAAACUGCCAGCUGGUUGUUGUUGUGUGUGUGCACGUGGCUGGGGAUGGAUGCCCAGGAGUUCCACUGAACAUGAGGUUCAGUUUCUGCCCUGUGCAGCGACUGAGCCCUAAAUUUCUGGAGGGCAGGAUGGGAUAUCGGUCCAGCCUGGCACUGCUGGAAGCUGAUCCUGCCAGGGUCAGUUGGAUCCUGAGCAGGGCUCCUCCAGCUGCUGAAACAGCCGGGCAGGGACAGCCACAACCCCAGAAAGAGCGAGAGGAGUUUAUUUCUGUCCCUCACUAACGAGGGGACCCCCAAAACAACACCUGGGCACAGGUGCACAAGCAGAGAGCAGCACUCGGUCCACACCAGAGGAUCUCCUCCACAUGGAGUUAUCCCAGGUUAUUCCCAGCUGGAAGCCACUGGUUUGCAGCCUUUCUCUUUUAACCCAUUCCUGGCUUAAACCUCCUUACCUGCCCUGCCUUCACUUCCAAGGCACAGAUUUCAGCUGCUCUCCAGGAGGUAAGUUUUGUUUAUCAAUGAAACAUUGGUGGUCUGAUGUCAUCAAAAAAUCUUCAGUGGGGUUUAAAUGAGCCUUGGAGUCUCUUCAGCCACCAGCAAAGGCUGCUGUCAAUUGAUCAGGUAUUCCUUGGUCAGGGAAUCGCAUCAUUCCUGUGCAGAAGGAUGGAUUUUAGUAGCAUCUGCCUGGCCUGAGUGGCUCACAAGCGCCCAGACAGGCAGCUGCAGAAAGCAGAAUAUUUAUGGGAAUGCAUAUUUAAUAUGGCAUAUGCAAAUGGCCUGGCAGUGUGUCACCCUGCAGUGUUGUGGGCUCGGCAGGAAGCGCUGGAGACAAGGAAAGGACUCCUGGGUGAUAAUUCCUUUCUCUGUAUGAAUCAAUCCUGCAUUAUCUGUACAUCAGAUGCUUUCAGGGUAAUUAGCUCUCUCUCUUCCUGGCACCGAUCCUCUGUGCCAGCACAAUGCUCUGCUGGAAUGGCUCUAUAGAUAGAAUUGUCCUGUGCCAAGAAUAGCUGGAACUUUUUAUUAAGAUGUUAUCUUCUCCCAGGAAUUCAAACACGACUGGAGCAAUUUUGAUGUCAAGAAUUUCUCCCGGUCUUGUUAUUGUGUAAUACCUGAGGAACAAAGCGUGUUAAUGGGGAUCUGCCUGCACUCAGUCAUCCCUGCACGCAGCACAUCCAGAGCCCUUGUGAGAGGCACAGAAAGAGCUGGAAUGGUUUGAAAUGCAGCUGCUGCUUCAGCUGCCGGUGCUGCCCUCGUUAGAAGCUGAUUACCUGGGUGAGCUGUGCCCUUUCUGCCUCAGCACAGCAGCAGCUGCUGGAUUCCAGCUUCACAAGGAGAGGCCUCAGAGUGACAGGUGCCUGUCCAUCCUGGAGCUCCCAUGUAUCAGCACCAAAUGUGUUUAAUGGAUUGAUAAUCUUAAAAAAAACCACCUUAUUGUGCAAGAUUAUUACACUGACGUUUAGCUUUGGGCAUUCUCUUGAAUCCUGCCCAUUCACAGCACGAGUGCAUCUCCCUAAGGAGAAGAGGAAGAUCCUAUUGAAUCUCCUCAGCCUCAGAGUUCCAGGACCUGGGUGAGGGAAGAAGCCCAGGCUGCUCCUGUCAGGUGUGGGACACACACUGCUCCUGUCCCUGAUCUGCACUUUCCUCCACACUGUGAAUUUUCCCAGGAGGAUUCCAUCCCAUCCAGCAGAUCCAAUGGUGUGUGAAUUGUAUCCUGACUGUGGGUGACUCUGGACUGCCUGAUACUCCCGUGCUUUUAUUAGGGAUAAAGUGAGUGUAUAAAAUGCAUUAAACUCAAAUUCAGCCCCCAGCAGAUC
Poecile atricapillus (Black-capped chickadee) is the source of this 5242-nucleotide messenger RNA. It is a transcript of the gene PIK3R6, whose product is annotated as phosphoinositide-3-kinase regulatory subunit 6. The transcript has 20 exons. Gene Ontology annotation, biological process: positive regulation of MAP kinase activity; G protein-coupled receptor signaling pathway. Gene Ontology annotation, cellular component: phosphatidylinositol 3-kinase complex, class IB. The record is from RefSeq and is a predicted model, not a curated record. NCBI's taxonomy places the organism in Eukaryota, Metazoa, Chordata, Aves, Passeriformes, Paridae. The coding region runs from base 371 to 2656 and encodes 761 amino acids. Gene Ontology annotation, molecular function: 1-phosphatidylinositol-3-kinase regulator activity.